Aaosphaeria arxii CBS 175.79 is the source of this 1179-nucleotide messenger RNA. Its product is annotated as S-adenosyl-L-methionine-dependent methyltransferase. The record is from RefSeq and is a predicted model, not a curated record. Gene Ontology annotation, molecular function: O-methyltransferase activity. The transcript is spliced from 5 exons. NCBI's taxonomy places the organism in Eukaryota, Fungi, Ascomycota, Dothideomycetes, Pleosporales. Bases 1 to 1179 code for a protein of 392 amino acids.
AUGACCACCCAAACUCAAUUGCUUGUCGACAAGAUCUCGACUCUCACCAAGGGCCCUGGGUUUUCCCAGGAUCCUGAUGCUCAAGAGCAUGUGUCGAACUUGGCUAAACAAUUGUCCAUUACAUUAAUAUCCGCGGAAGAUGCGGCCUAUGAGCUAGCAUACUAUCCGAUAUACGCAUUUGCAGCUAGAAUCGCAGUAGACUUGAAGCUCUUCAAUUUGCUUGCAGCCAGCUCCAAGGAAGUAUCUGCACCCUAUUUAGCAGACUUAACCGGGGCAUCAGAGGAGCUCAUCAUCCGAGUCCUACGCGUCCUUUCAGCCCUUGGAUUCGUACAGGAGGCUGGUGAAUGUCAAUGGAUUGCAAAUCGUAUUACGACUGUGAUGAGCACUCCAGCCGCACAGGCCGCCCACAAACACAAGUGGGACAACUGUAUUGGUACGAUGAUAAAGAUGCCAGCCUACUUUCGUGAAGUCGGGUAUCAGCCACCAACCGAUCCUGAGAAAGGGCCCUUCCAGUACGCAUUCAAUACAAACAAAAGUGCAUUUGACUAUUGGCAGGACCAUCCAGAGGUGUACAGUAAUUUCAAUACCUUCAUGCACGGGAAGCGUGCAUCCCGACCUAGUUGGUCCGAGUGGUGGCCUGUAGAAGAAGUCAUAUUCAAUAGCAUGGAAUUGGAUGGAAAUGGCCUCCUACUAGUGGACGUUGGUGGAUCGCGCGGACAUGAUGUUCUAGCAUUUAAGAACAAGUUUCCAAGUCGUGGCAGACUGAUCCUUGAAGAUUUGCCUGCAGUAAUUGACGACAUUGUGCAGCUGGAUAAGGAGAUCGAGCGGGUGCCGUACGACUUCUUCACCCCCCAACCAAUCAUUGGUGCUCGGAUUUAUUUCUUUGGCAUGAUCUUCCAUGACUGGUCGGAUGAAUUUUGUCUCAAAAUUUUGGCCCAAACCGUACCGGCAAUGAAACGAGGAUAUUCCAAGCUGUUGAUCGAUGAUGCAUUUCUACCGACAAACAGCUGUCCAGCUGUACUUGCCGGUUUGGACCUUGCGAUGAUGGCUAUGCACGCAGGGAAGGAGAGAAGUGAGCGUCAAUGGAGAGAUAUGUUGCACAAAGCUGGUCUAAGAGUGAACAAAUUUUGGACCUAUAAAGGCGGGGCAUCUGGACUCAUUGAGACGGAAUUGCUUUAG